CCAUUGGCUGGAUGUGUUCUCCGCCCAAUGCAAUAACUCCUGAGGACAAAACACAAAGAUUUAUUAGUGAACUUGUACGUGUGAACAAUCCGUAAAAAUCACACAGCAGCCGUUUGGAUUGGAAAAGGCAGACAUGCAGAAAGUUCUCUCUCGUAUGCACAGGCCAUGUGCGGCCAGGAGAUCCGAUUAUUGGAAUGUUAUUGAUUUCACUGCCAGAAUCCACAGGCCUAGCGGUGCAUUAUGUCAGAAGUCUGCAGUGGAACACACAGUCCCUGACCUCCCGGAGAUGCCUCAGUGCCACUUCAGACCUGACCCACACCAGGGCAUGUCUGCCAAGGAGAUGCUGCAUAUCAGGAAACACAACUGCAACCCCAUGACCAUGAAGGUGACGUCGUACAAAAAGCCAGUAUUUAUCCAUCAGGGCCACAUGCAGUGGCUGUGGGAUGUGGAUGGAAGGCGUUACUUGGACCUCUUUGCCGGAGUGGCCACAGUCAGUGUCGGUCACUGUCACCCGAAGGUGACAGCUGCUGCAGAGAAACAGUUAAGACGCCUGUGGCACACCACCAACAUCUACGUUUACCCCACCAUCCACGAAUAUGUAGAGAAACUAGUGGCUCUUCUGCCUGAGCCGCUGAAGGUGGUGUACCUGACCAAUAGUGGUUCAGAGGCCAAUGAGUUGGCCAUGCUUAUGGCACGACUGCACACUGGCAACUUUGACAUUAUUAACUUCAGAGGUUCAUAUCAUGGUGGUAGCCCCCAGACUAUGGGUCUGACCUCAAACGCUGCAUACAAGUAUCCAGUAGCCUCAGGACUGGGCUGUCAUAAUACUAUGUGCCCUGAUGUGUUCAGAGGCCCAUGGGGAGGGAGCCACUGCAGGGACUCUCCUGUCCAGACCUACCGUCAGUGCAGCUGCCCCUCAGACCAUUGCCAGGCCAAUGACAUGUAUAUUAAUCAGCUGAAAGAAGUGUUUGCCACUAGUGUUCCAAGUCAAAUUGCUGCUUUCUUUGGUGAGCCUAUACAGGGUGUGGGUGGUGCGGUCCAGUACCCUAAGGACUAUUUAAAAGAGGCUUACAAGCUUGUGCGUGAACGAGGAGGUGUCUGCAUUGCAGAUGAGGUACAGACUGGGUUUGGACGUACAGGAAGUCACUAUUGGGGAUUCCAAGGUCACGGUGUUAUUCCCGAUAUGGUUACCAUGGCGAAGGGCAUAGCAAAUGGGUUUCCAAUGGGGGCAGUUGUCACAACUCCAGAGAUUGCCAGCUCACUUGGAAAAGGAGUUCACUUCAACACAUUUGGUGGCAAUCCAGUGGCGUGUGCCAUCGGCUCAUCAGUGCUUGACACCAUAAGGGAAGAUGGAACCCAGGAGAUAAGCGCUAAUAUUGGCACAUAUAUCCUGAAGGAAUUGGCAAAGAUGCGUGAGAAGUAUGAAAUCAUUGGUGACGUACGUGGCAAGGGGCUCAUGAUUGGUGUUGAGAUGGUCAAAGACAAGGCAAGCCGAGACCCUCUCCCUCCUGGAGACGUGGCUGAGAUCUUCGAGGACGUCAAAGAUAUGGGAGUCCUGAUUGGGAAGGGAGGCGUGUAUGGACAGACCUUCAGGAUCAAGCCCCCUAUGUGCAUCACGAAACAGGACGCAGAUUUCUUCCUAGCGGUCUUCAAUCAGUCAAUGCUCAACUACAUGGAGAGGAGAUGAGAUCCCAGUGACAAAGCCUGCUGUGGACAAUGAUUUCUCGAUCAUAAAAUGUCCAGGGAUGGAAUUUCUGUUUAAAAAGCUUUAUUUGAAGCACUAGCCCAGCUGUCAGAUGCAACUUGUUACAGAACAUGCAUUAAAUUAACAUAUCUAUAGUCUGUAUUCACCUGUAAUGUCAUAUUUUGCGGAACAAUCAAUGUUCAAAGCUUGAAUUAGCCCACAAUAUGCUGUCUUUUCUGCCCUUCAAGACACCCACAGCCACCAUGGCUGCCCUGUCCCUCCAUGAGAAAAUCACAGUAAUUACAACAGCUUUCAGCAACAGCUCAAUGAUAGUUCAAAGGGCACAAUUACAGUCAAAUUGCAAUUAUUUUCUGUUAGUUUCUAUAGUGGCUGUAGCCUUUGCAGGAAUAGCCUGCAUAUUCUUUGCAUUGGCUGUUCUUUCUGUUAGACACUCCUUGAAAUAGCUUAGCUUACUUCUACUGAUUUGAAUUCCCCCUGACAGCAUAGAACUCCCCAUCAUGAGCACCAACACUCUGUUACCUUAAUACGUCCUUAAUCUGUGGGUGGGUGGGAAACAAUUUCUUAUAAAGCCAUGAAUAAAUGAAUUUUAAUCCAUAUAAAA
Molecule: messenger RNA, 2306 nt
Organism: Clupea harengus (Atlantic herring)
Lineage: Eukaryota; Metazoa; Chordata; Actinopteri; Clupeiformes; Clupeidae
Gene: agxt2
Product: alanine--glyoxylate aminotransferase 2
Biological process (GO): glyoxylate catabolic process
Cellular component (GO): mitochondrion
Molecular function (GO): pyridoxal phosphate binding; L-alanine:glyoxylate transaminase activity
Source: RefSeq, a predicted model, not a curated record